AUGGCUUUCCUGUCGACCGCAUCCCACCGCAUACCACGUUCUUCCCGCUUCUACCGUCCCACCACCCUUCCUCAACGCCCCAAUAUCCCCUCCGUCGCAACCCCCAUCGACACUCUCCUGCUGUCCGGCCAUUACCGGCUCGCCGCCAUAGCCGCCGCUCGAAAUCUCGUUACAUCCACGCCGCCAACGGACUAUACUACCUUGUUCCAUUUGUUGCAUAUACGGCUCGCGUGUUUGUGCUUGAUAAACGAGCAUGCGCUCGCAGCACAGGAAGCAAAGGUCUUCGGCGACCUGAACUCGUCAUUCUACUACUCCGACGAUGGGCGCGGUACGCAUCUCGUGCCAUGGGAACUACGUGUACUUGUGGUGCGCCUCGCGGCGCUGGGCUAUGGCGAGUGGAGGAAGGGGGUCAUGGGGUAUUACGAGCUGGCGCGGGAAUGUCGUGAGCACUUCACAAAAACAGAGGACGAGGGGGAGAAAGGCGUGUGGAGUGCCAGGCUGAGAGAUUGUGGGAUCCGCGUUGCGAAUGUGCUAGUUGAGAUGGGGGAUCUGGAGGGCGCGGGGAGGCAUCUAGCCGGGUUGGGUGCCACCGGGGACGAAGGCAGGGAUGUGAAGUUGAUGGAGACGCUGGUUUGGCUGAGGUUGGGAGAUGUGACUGCUGCAAGACGAUGUCUCGCUGAUGUUUCCGAGUCACACGUAGAGGACCUGCUCGACGGCACACUGCAAGCUCUCAUCCACCUCGCGGACUCGGAUUACACUUCCGCUGUCUUAGCGUUCGAGGCGCUGCGCGACAAAUACCCGUCCGAUGCAAUGGUCUCUCAGAAUCUCGCUGUCUGUCUGCUUUAUAUGGGACGCAUUGCCGAAGCGAAGACCCUGCUGCAGGAAUUGGUCGGCGAAAGCCAACCAUUCCACUCGUUGGUGUUCAAUUUGAGCACCAUCUUCGAGCUGUGCACCGAGAGGAAUAGGGACAGUAAGAUGGGCCUAGCGAGCAGAAUAGCAACACGGAAGGCGGAUGGGAGCGUGGGGUGGGAGAUGAGCAAUGUGGACUUUAAGCUGUAG
Didymosphaeria variabile is the source of this 1059-nucleotide messenger RNA. RefSeq lists its product as uncharacterized. The record is from RefSeq and is a predicted model, not a curated record. The transcript has 2 exons. The coding region runs from base 1 to 1059 and encodes 352 amino acids. Gene Ontology annotation, molecular function: protein binding. Lineage: Eukaryota; Fungi; Ascomycota; Dothideomycetes; Pleosporales; Didymosphaeriaceae. Gene Ontology annotation, cellular component: Golgi apparatus; TRAPP complex.